Molecule: messenger RNA, 3840 nt
Organism: Cotesia congregata
Lineage: Eukaryota; Metazoa; Arthropoda; Insecta; Hymenoptera; Braconidae
Source: the annotation of a GenBank genome assembly
AUGGCCAGUCAAAGUAGUCAACUAGAUUCUUUGAACAUUUAUUUUGUUGUAUUUUCUAAGUACGAAAAUGAACAAUCUUGCUCUGAGGAUAUGUGGGAUGCAUUUAAUAAAUGUGAGGACAAUAACCUACAACCACGCUGGGUCACAGAGGAGGAGUGUAAGAAAAUGGAUCCAACAAAAACCGACAUUUUUGUGCUGGAAGAAUUUGCUGGAGAAAUUUUUCAAUAUUUACAACGUUUCAGGUGCUUUAGAAUAGUCGGCCCACCGUGCCUGCUCCGCUGUUUCUUGACCUGCGAUGCGAUCCCCGAGGGCGAGAGCCCAGUAUACACAACUGCCAUGCAAGGCUUGGUGAUUACUUCAUCCGGAUUCACCGUCAAAGAAAAAGAGGAAAUCCAGAAACUUGUGGAAUACAUGGGUGGAAUUUACUGCAGAGAUUUGCGUGGAUGUAUCACUCACCUGGUUGCAAGCUCAACAACGUCUACCAAAUACGAGAUGGCCUGCAGUAAAAACAUCCCUGUAUUCAAGUAUGAUUGGAUAAAACAAGUUUGGGAGGAGAACCUCAAGACUUUUGUCAAGGCUACCGAGCCUUGUUUCGACAGAUAUAAAUGUCCGGUAUUUUUUAAUAUUGUCGUCACAGCCUCCAAUGUUGGAAAAAAAGACAAAGAAAAAAUAAAAGAUUUGAUCACUAAGCAUGGAGGUGAGUUUAUGGGACCUCUUGACGGCUCAAAGGUCACCACAGUUAUCACAAAUGAAUUUUCCACCAAAAGCGAGAAAAUAAAAUAUGCUAUCACGCAUACUUUGCCGUGCAUUAAACAGGAAUGGGUCUUCAAAAGUGUUGAAGCUGGAUAUGCACUGCCGUACCACGACUAUCUGAUCACUCCCAACAACAAUAGUAUGAAGUGCUCGACACCCGAGCCAGGAUCUACUCAACGUGUGCAAGAGCCUUUGGACUGCUCAGGCGUGAGCAUAAUUCCCCAUUCUUCCCGCAACUUCAUCGACGACACCAUGCAGUCAACAAUAAGCUCUGUGCCAGAGUCCGGAUCGUUGACACCGAGUUAUGUUGGAGUUCUGGAGACUCUUGACGUGAAAAAAGCCAAAAAAGCGGGACCUUUUCUCGACGGUUGUAACAUUUACCUCGCAGGAUUCGUCACCCAGCACCGGGACAAAGUAAACAAGAUUUUAAACGCCGGCAGCGCUACGAGGUUCGAUGACUUAUCAGACGCUUUGUCUCACGUGAUUGUUGGUGAUAAGAGCAAAGCCGCCAACGAAUUAAAGCUCAUUGAAUCCAAAGGCUUGAGUCCGCACAUUGUGACAGUCAGUUGGCUGCAGGAGAGCAUCAAUCUUAAGAAACCUGCGCCAGAAGACGCGCAUAGCUUUGACAAGCAAGUGACUGGCCGCAAGACCACGGAACCUGCCUCGCCGCUGAGUAAAAAAAGCAUCCAAAUGCUGCAAAAGCCGCGCAGGCCACCGGUACCAACCUUUAGUUUCAACAAAUCUCAGGAAGAGGAGCCGGAUAUUGUUCAGCAGUAUCUCAAUAAGACGAGCGAGAAACUUCCAGAGCCGGUUUUUAAUGAUAGGCGCAGCGAGGCGAAAACUAGUUCAAGUCGGAAUCAUGUCUCGAGAACUGCUUCGGGGUCCAGCAAACUCGCAUCUCGUAGUUUAGCUUCCGUGUCGCAGAAUAGCGAGAGUAAUGUUACUCAAUCGACAGCUCCCGAGCAAAUAUUUGAAGGAUUGGUUUUCUUGGUGCUCGGGUAUGAUGAUGAAGAGUUCCACCAGAUGAGUGCGACUGUCCAGGCUGUUGGUGGUAAAGUUGUUCCUAGCUCUUACAAAGGUAUUCCGGACUUUGCAAUUGUACCUGUUGCUGGGACGACAGUUAAGCACACAGUGAGUGAAAUUGUGACGCAUCUGUACAUCGAAGAAUGCAUAGAAUGUGAAAAAAUUGUUGAUAUAAUGUACUACCACAGGCCGCUAUCAAUCCCUGCGGAUGCAAAACCGCUUUCAGAAUGUGUGAUUGCCAUAAGUUCCUACGGUAGUUCUGAAAGAUACUAUCUGCAGGAGUUAGCAGUAGCUCUGGGUGCUAAUUAUCAAGAUACUUUCGCCCGGAAAACUAAUGUCGAAAAGAACCAGUUCGCAGGAACUCAUUUAGUUUGUGUAGAACCAACUGGGAGCAAAUACAACGCUGCUGUCAAGUGGAAUCUUCCAGCAGUGACUGCUGACUGGUUGAUAGCUUGUGGCGAGAGACUUGCUCUCGUUGAUGAAACUCCGUUUUUAGUCGGGAUAACAGUAGCUCCAGUUCGCAAACCUCCAGAGCAACUGAUGGGUCCACCUACUACUCCAGUGGCAAGGCAAAUUCUCACGCCGAAGCGUCGCUUAUCUCAGACUCCAGGCUUGGACACUCCUCUAAUCAACAAGAGGUUGAAUCUAAGUGGUCAUCAAAACUCUCCAAGCUCGCCUUUCCAUGUCAACACACCACGAACGCCUUAUGGAGCAACUGUAGAGCCUAAUCCUUCGGCAAGCUUAAAGAAGAGUAUCUCCAAGUGGAUCAGCGAUUGUCCGAAAAAUAAAACAGAGGCUCCAAGACCGCGCGCUCCUAGCACUCCGUUGUCGGAGUUGAAGAGACAGAUCUGGUCAGCGGCGAAGAAAUCAGCGGGUGUUCUCCAACAGUCUGUAGACCUGGAUCAGGAUCCUGAAGAACAGUCUUCGAUUCAUUCUCCACUUAGAGUGAAUUCUCAGUCGAAAAUUGAGACUCCGCAAAGAGAUUCUUCAAGGCUUAAUUCUACUCAUUUGAGUGGUAAUGAUGAUUCUGCUCAUAUGAGCUACGAGGAAGAACCUGGGGAACCUGUUCCGAAGCAGUUGUUCGCAAAUGAACUGGAAACUGAAAAUAAUCCUAUCAACGAGCAGUUGGAGCACAUGAACAAACUGCUGAACUCUGCUCGUGGGAGCUCCACCGAAUCCAGGUACUCGCUCAAUGAGAACAGAGCUUAUGAUGAACCGAAAGAACACACGAAUUAUUUGGUCCCGGACACACAGCCGGAAAGUGUUGGCUGGGAGGACCCAAAUCCACCGAAGAUGACGUCCACGAAAUUGGUAACCAGUAGCUUGCAAACACCCGAGAGCUCGCUUGUGUCCUCGAGACUGGAAAUUAGCAUCCGCGAUACGCCAAGGAGAAAGUUCAUGUUGUCGGGUGUGAAGAACAAGACGAGCUACGAAGAAGCUAUCAGGCAGCUGGGUGGUGAAAUAUCCUCAGAUGCAAACUUUGACCCAACUGCCACGCAUCUGCUGUGUAUGAAGCCGUCGAGGAACGAGAAAAUGCUGGGAAGUAUCGCUUCGGGUAAAUGGAUACUACAUUGCUCAUAUAUUCGCGUCUGCGAAAACGCUGGGGAGUUCGUUGACGAGGAAGAGCAUGAGUGGGGCAAUCCCAAGUGUAUACAUUCUAAGGAAUUGGGUAAUCAGCAAGAAAUUGACCUGGCUAAGGCUGCUUACCGAUGGAGGAUUAAUCUGAGGAAUAAAAAUAGCGGUGCUUAUGAAAAUAUGGUCGCGAUUCUGAUGGUGCCCAAGGAAAAAUACCAGCAGUUUGAGAGACUGAUCAACGCUGGUGGUGGUAUCGUUGUGCCGGCUAAACAUCCUUAUGAUAGUCCUAAGGGUAAAAAGAUUACCCAUUGCCUUAUUCAAAUCAACAAGGUUGAGCAGCCUAUUGACUGGGCGAUGCUUGCCAGCAAGGGGAUUUUGUGUUUCUUACCCCAUUAUUUAAACUUGUUCCUGACGGAAGAAAAAACUUUGAACCCUCGGGACCAUGUGAUUUCGGACUUUAAGAAAUAUCUGUCUCUUCUUCCCAAGUGA